AUGGCCUCCUCUGCCCGUCAGUUUGCCCGCGUGGCAACCCGCACCACUACCCGCUCCUUCGCUGCUGCUCCUCGACAGGCUUUCCGCCAGCAGGGCCGCCGCUUCUACUCCUCUGAGCCCGAGAAGAAGUCCAACCCCGUUGUCUACCUCGGUCUCGCUGCCGCCACCGCUGGUCUGGGUAUCUGGUACUUCACCUCUGGUGCCUCUGCCUCUUCCAGCAGCUUCGUUCCCACCCAGGCCGACUACCAGCAGGUCUACAACGACAUCGCCAGCCGUCUGGAGGUCGAGGAUUAUGAUGAUGGCAGCUAUGGCCCCGUGCUGGUGCGUCUCGCAUGGCACUGCAGCGGUACCUACGACAAGGAGACCAAGACCGGUGGUAGCAAUGGUGCCACUAUGCGAUUCGCUCCCGAGAGCGGACACGGUGCCAACGCUGGUCUGAUUGCUGCUCGUGACUUCCUCGAGCCUAUCAAGGCCAAGUACCCCUGGAUCACCUACUCCGAUCUCUGGAUCCUUGGCGGUGUCUGCGCCGUCCAGGAGAUGCUGGGACCCGUCGUGCCUUACCGACCUGGCCGUCGCGAUAACGACGCUGCUGCCUGCACCCCCGAUGGCCGUCUGCCCGACGCCAGCCAGGGCCCCAAGCACCUGCGUGACAUCUUCUACCGCAUGGGUUUCGAUGACCGAGAGAUUGUCGCCCUUAGCGGUGGCCACGCCAUUGGCCGAUGCCACUCCAACCGAUCUGGCUACGAGGGUCCUUGGACUUUCUCUCCUACCGUUGUGACCAACGACUUCUACCGCCUCCUUCUUGAGGAGAAGUGGCCCCAGAAGAAGUGGGACGGCCCCAAGCAGUUCGAGGACAAGACCACCAAGACCCUCAUGAUGCUUCCCACCGAUCUUGCUCUGGUCCAGGACAAGGCUUUCAAGCCUUGGGUUGAGAAAUACGCUGCCGACAACGACCUGUUCUUCAAGGACUUCUCUGGCGUUCUCGUCAAGCUGUUCGAGCUCGGUGUCCCUUUCGCUGAGGGCAGCGAGAACAACCGAUGGACCUUCAAGGCCACCAACGCUUAA
Molecule: messenger RNA, 1065 nt
Organism: Trichoderma gamsii
Lineage: Eukaryota; Fungi; Ascomycota; Sordariomycetes; Hypocreales; Hypocreaceae
Product: cytochrome c peroxidase, mitochondrial
Exons: 2
Coding region: 1-1065 (354 amino acids)
Biological process (GO): response to reactive oxygen species; cellular response to oxidative stress; hydrogen peroxide catabolic process
Molecular function (GO): heme binding; peroxidase activity
Source: RefSeq, a predicted model, not a curated record